AGAAAAGUAUAAUAACAUCGCUUUAUUAUAUAACGCUCAGCGCCACAACAGACGAACGCAAACUGUGUUUUCCGCCGUUUAUUCUUCACAUUUAAACCACAUGGUUUACAUCGAGGCUGCAUUAUCGAUAAAUAUCUACACAGCGAGCGAAUCGAGAGAUAUUGGAAAUUUUGAAUAGUGGUUCGAUUUAAUUUGCUCAGGCGUGCAAAAUUCAAAGUGUCAUUACAUUAUUCUUGCGGAACAUUAUUGAGAAAUGAAUGAUCUACACAGAUACAACAUGGAGGGCAACCAAAAGAACAUGUUCGGACAGAAAACUGAUCAGAUAAUUCUUAUUGAUAAUGAAACGUAGGUAAUGUCAUAAUAACGUUUUCUCGGUGGUUGUCCACAAACGAAAUUCUGAAUCUAGUGUAAUGAAGAUGGCUGCCAAUACCAACAUAUUCAGCGAUAAGGAGACCAAUAACUGGUUCAAGAUGUGCGUAGCCCUCAAUAUUACGAAGGAAGGACUUAUUUACUUCGUUGAAGACACAAUGAAAAAGGUCCACGCUGCGCUUGGAAGCAGUUGUGGGCAAUGUAAUAUUGAAAAACUGUUGCCAUGCCCUACUCAGGGUCUGUGUAAUAUAAGGAAACGAAAUAGCUGCUCAUUCCACAAAUCACAUCUGCCCCAGCCAUGUCAAAGAUGCGAUAAAGUGAAACAUGGUAUAAUAUCAUAUCACCGAUUCAGUGGUCCUUCAUGGAAAAACAUUAAAGCACAAGGUUGGAAAACGGACUGGUGGGAAAUAGCAAAGUGUUACCUUCCUCCGCAAGGAUACGCUGAAGUGUCAUCGGUUCAGGAAUCAGACUUUAAUGCGGUGAUAAACAUCAUUUUAAACUGCACAGAUUUCCAGAAUUAUCUCUCCCCCUCAUGGCUUUCACCUCCGCCGCCUGACCCGCAAUGUCCGUUCGAAAAGGUCCGUCAAAUAGGCCGAGAUGUACGCCACAGUGCCAACUGCAAGACAACAGAUGCUGAACUUCAAGACUAUUUCCAGGCAUUGACCAUGCUGCUGGCAGAUUCAGUAUGUCUGGCACAUGAUCCGAGUGCAAAUACAGCCCUCAGUAGGCUAACUGAUCUUCAGAAUGACCGCCUCCCUCUGAAUGAAUUGGGCAAUCUGGUUAAAGAUUCCAUACAAGCAAUUGGGCGUGCAAAAGAUGCUGCUGAGGAACAAUUUUCAGAAAAGGCAAAACAAACUAUUGAAGAAGGAUUAAACAAAAUAAAGGAAGCAUUUAAGGACGGUGAACGAGUGCUCGGAACGAAAAUGGAUGAGAGUAUUCAGACGCUUUAUGACAAGACAGAAUAUUUUAAACAACAAAUAGGAGAUCAGACUUCAAAAGCUGAACAAACAAUAAAGACAAAGACAUGUGUCUCAAUAACACAGAUAGACACACUGACAAAAAGCAAUGUUCAACUUAUAGAAGACCACACUAAAGAUAGCAUGGCGCGCAUGCAACAUAAAGUUGCUGACAAAGUUGGAGAAGACUACCAAAGAGGCGUAGAAUAUCUUCGGUGCAGACUGGUGGACCAUUACCGCGACACCGUUAGCUACGUGCCUCUGUCUGCGUUGAAUCUUAGUCUCGAUAAGCACGUACAAGAUGUCUAUGUCAGUCCAAAAAUACAUAGGAUAAAAAUAGAGAAUGAUGGGAGACUCACAAAACGAGAGCGAAUUGUUUCGUACAAAGAUUGCUUCAGUGGUGGUGAUAAAUUAUCUAGACGUAUAUAUUUACAAGGCGAGCCUGGAAGUGGCAAAUCGACAUUUGCUUCCAAGUUAGUUAAUGAGUGGUGUAACAUACAUUUGCCUUCAACGGAAUCUACAAAAGAGAAAACGUUGUUAGUCGACUUUGAAACCCUGCAGAAAUUUAAAUUUCUCUUUUUCAUCUCUUUGCGAGAUUCAAGACAUCAGACGGAUGUAGUGCAGAUGAUCAAAACACAGCUUAUUGAUAAGAUAUGUGAGGGAGACGAACGUGAAGAAGCGAAGAAACUUUGUCUUCAAAUUAUGAAAAAUGAUAUAUGUCUCGUUAUUCAAGACGGUCUAGAUGAGUGGCCUGGUGAUGAAGCUCUACCUUCUAUGGCAGGAAUUCCUAAAGAAAACUGCAUCGUACUCACAACAUCUCGACCAUGGAAACUAAGUGAUGAACGUAUAAAAAAUCAUCAAAUAGAUAUUCUUUUAGAAGUUGAAGGUAUAAGCGAUACAGAAGCAUUUAAUGAAAGGAUACUACGAUGUUUACUUGACGAAUCAAUGGAUAUUAAAGAAAGCGUAAAGCAAUUCAACGAAUUCCUCAGGCGUCGCAACUUGCAGUCGAUAUCAUCUUCGCCUAUGCUGCACGCACUUGUCCUCUGUACCUGGGUAGAUGAUAGGGCUGAGUGUCUCACCGGAUCGUCACUAUGUGAUCUUUACACUACCUUACUUGACUGUCUUUGCAAAAAAGUCACCCCUGACAUGUGUUAUUUCAACAAAUUGUAUCCACCGCCAGUGAAAAACUUUGAUGGUACAAAAUAUUUAAAACCAAAUAAGGCUCACAUAGAUUCCAUUGCUAAAGCUGCGUUCUCUUUUUUGUUUUCAAAUGAAAGAGAGACAUCAAUAGUUUUUUCCGAUGUAAAAUUGUCAGACUUUUUGCUUCAAUCUGCAAAAGAGUUCGCACUAAAAUCUGGAUUAUUAACCAAAAGGAAAGCUAAAAGAGUUACUGAUACGACUUGUAGGUUUAUCCACAAAACUUUUCAGGAAUUCUUAACUGCUUAUCAUAUCGCCAACAAUGCAGACGCUGUGGAUGACGUCAUUUCCGGAUAUCUCAAACGCAACUCGGAUUCGUAUCUUGAUAUAUCUCAAAGUUCAUAUUCCUGUGUGGCUUGAACAUCUCGGCAGCGAAUAAACUAUCUGCACUGAUGAAUGAGCUCGACGUUGAUCGCAAUUAUCUGGGUACCUUCCAAAAAUUGAUCCUUUCCGGCUACAGGGAGGCUGUAGCCAACAAGAACACACCAAUUCACCUGCAUCUCAGUCACUUUAAGGUCAACAAUGAUAAUGAUGCUGAAGAGUGGUCUCACAUCUGGGCACUGAAUAAGUUACGUGCGCGAUCUUUAGAGGUAAUUAAUUUGCAUAGAAUUACGGUAUCAAUAUGUUCACGAGACGCGUUGUCUACUCGUUGUGAGGAAUCUGGGCAUGUUUCCUUGCCUGCGUGUGAUGAUCCAGGUCCAUCUACACUUUCACGAAAAGAUCUAGAAGAAUUCAGUUCGUCUGCAUAUUGUAUGGAGUUCGAUUUGUCGUGGUGUCACAACCUGGAACGGAUGAAUAUCUGGUGUAAUGGAACAGUGCAACCAAAUGCACUGAUGGGUCUUAAGAAGUUGAAAGAUUUGCAGUUACUUGGAGGUUGUAAAUGUGAAGCGCUUGACUUGUCAUAUCAUGAACAAACAGAAUCAAUUAAUCUCAGCGGUGGAGUAACUUUAUUACCACUGUCUGUUUAUAAUUAUAAAAGUCUUAAAUGUAUCAAUAUACAUGCAACUUAUGACGGACUGGAUUUGUCACUGUUUGAAAAUUUGUGUUCCAUAACAAUCAGCAAUAAGGUGAAAGUGUUACCAAAACGACCUCUCAUUCAUAACAAACAAAAACUGACUCAUAUUGGCUUAAUUGAUUUUUAUUUGAAAUGUUUUGACAGUAAAAACAGUUAUACAUGGUGUCUACUAAACGGCGAAGAUCCAGUACAGUUUGAAAACUAUACUCCAGUUCUGCCCUCUAUAUCACGCAUUGACUUGCAUGGAGUCACAUGUUCCACAAACUGGCUGCGCAGUCUGCUCAGAAUGCUGCUGACUCUCGAUCAUAGCGUGAGGUGUGAGCUGUCGCACUGUAUUAUAACUUCACUCGAUCAUGAGGUUACGGGUAGGCUGCCAGGCAGUAACAAAGGAUCAUUCGCCAAGGAUGCAGGCAGCAAUCCAGUUAAACGUACAUGCGUAAAAAUAGAUACAGAUUUAAGCAAUACGUGUGCAUUCGAAGCGAGCGACCUAAUGUGGCAAAACUGUCUAUGGGAAACUCUGCAGGGUCUGAAUGUCAAAAAUCUGAGUUUAAGGAAUUUGGAUCGAUUUUUUGUAUCAUGGUAUCGUCUACCUCCAUUGUCACGCUCACUAGCUUCCCUCUCACAGCUAGAAACGCUUAGAGUUUAUUUAUCUGAUUAUAUCGACCUUCUGCUUCCCCCGUCAUUGAAGCAUUUUAUAGGCUCUUUUUAUACAGUGUCUCCUUCGCAACUUCACGACCUUGUGAACAAUCUGUCUGCAUGGACUCCAUCAGUUGAGUGUAUAUUGGAAUUCUUUUGUAUUGAUGAAAUAGAUAUUAACUUGCCUCAGAAGAUUCCACCUGAGGAAUAUAUCCUCAUCAAACAGAAUCUCGAAGCACUGGAGCAUGUUAAAGUGAAACGAUUUCAAAUAUAUGAAUUUGCACUGAGCACUGAGACCUGGUCUGAACGUGACUGUGUUGGGGCUGAUGAUAAUGAUGUUGAUUGGGACUUAGGUUACUCGUCGUUGCCAAACCAAGUAUUAAUUGACGGCCUUUGUCGCAUAUCAAUGAGACUUCAGAUUAACUAUGUUAAAGAUCAAAACUUGACCAAAUGAAGUAAUGCAUGCGACUACACGACUGUAUACGAUAGACUAUCAGGAAAUACGAAGACUUUUAUUGUCAUUUAUGCACAGUAAUUUUUUUAAUACAAAAACUAAUGAACAUAAGUGUAAAUACCUUAAAUAAACGAGAAGUUUUUCUCCUUUCCUAUUUCUCAUCUAAGAUGACAUACGAUUAAAAUCAGUCACCACGGGCGUUCCGGAGCACGUCAAUUAAAGUUCAGUGAUGUUGUCGUCGCUUGUUUUGUAAUUACUGUUGGCAGAGCAGUUUUUGGUCUAUUGUGAUAAUGGAGAUUUUAACCCACCCACCCCGUCGAAAGGAUAGAAUUGGUGUCUGUCCAGGGAUGUUAGGGAUGUUAUUUAUGAUGUUAACUUGUCGUUCUCCUAUAACAAUAUGUAAUUUCAAGAAGAUAUUACAAGUAUUUGUUACAACAUGUUGUUUCAUACUUGUUGUGAUGGAAAUAAACGGAGUGCUCAGUUUA
Molecule: messenger RNA, 5112 nt
Organism: Dreissena polymorpha
Lineage: Eukaryota; Metazoa; Mollusca; Bivalvia; Myida; Dreissenidae
Exons: 5
Coding region: 411-2882 (823 amino acids)
Source: RefSeq, a predicted model, not a curated record